Messenger RNA from Cryptomeria japonica (Japanese cedar), 846 nucleotides. Its product is annotated as L-type lectin-domain containing receptor kinase IX.1-like. Gene Ontology annotation, molecular function: ATP binding; protein kinase activity. The coding region runs from base 1 to 846 and encodes 281 amino acids. Gene Ontology annotation, cellular component: plasma membrane. The record is from RefSeq and is a predicted model, not a curated record. NCBI's taxonomy places the organism in Eukaryota, Viridiplantae, Streptophyta, Pinopsida, Cupressales, Cupressaceae. The transcript has a single exon. Gene Ontology annotation, biological process: protein phosphorylation.
AUGGAUCUUGAGAAGUUUCUUUACCAUAUUCCCCGACACUUUAAGCUGGACGAUCUCAUGGCCGGAACUAACAAUUUCAGUGAAACUCUAAAGCUUGGGCAAGGAGGAUUCGGAGGAGUAUACAAAUGCAAUCUUGCUCAAACAAAUGAGAUUGUGGCUGUGAAACGUAUCUCAGAAGGUUCAAAGCAGGGGAUUAAGGAAUUCAUUUCAGAAGUGAGUAUAGCUAGUCGUUUGAGACACCGGAAUCUUGUUCAACUCUUGGGUUGGUGUCAUGAGUUAGAUCAGUUGUUUUUGGUUUAUGAAUAUAUGUUUAAUGGAAGCCUGGACAGACGUAUCUUCACCAAAGGAAGAAGAGAAGAAGAGUCUCAAGUACUGCAGUGGAGUACCAGGUAUAAAAUAGUUAGUGAAAUAGCAAAUGCAUUGUUGUAUCUUCAUGAAGAGUGGGAUGAAUGUGUUGUGCACAGAGAUGUGAAAUCCAGUAAUAUUUUGCUGGAUAGAAAUUUCGGUGCAAAGAUUGGAGAUUUCGGCUUAGCACGCAUGGUGAAGCAUGAGCGUCUAGCUCAGACCACCCAAGCUGCAGGGACAUUGGGAUAUUUGGCCCCUGAAUGUGUAGCGUCGGGAAAAACUGGUCCCGAAUCUGAUGUUUAUAGCUUUGGAGCAGUGGCUCUCGAAAUAGCCUGUGGCAAGAAAGCAAUAGAUGUAAGCUUGGUAGAGUUCGACAUGCGGCUUGUAGCGUGGGCAUGGGAUCUGUAUAGCCGAGGAAGACUAUUGGAGGGUGCAGAUGUGAGAUUAAAUGGAGAGUUUGAGGAGAAAGAAAUGGAACGAUUGAUGGUGGUGGGGCUGUGA